AUGAUUGGUGUUCCUCCAAGUGCAAAUGCAAUUAAGGUGCCGACAGUUCCAACUGGAUGCUGUAGAAAAGGAUUUGAUUCAACUUAUCCACAACGUCUAAAUGGAAUAAUUACAAAAGAUGAAUUUGAAGACUCAAUUAAAAAUAUUAAUAGAGCAAAAUCUUUCAGAAUAACUUUAAUUAUUUGUGCUCUUAUUUCUGUUUUAAUUAUCAUGGGAAGUAUUGCAUUAUUUAUCGUUAAUAGUAAGACAAUUGAUAGCUCUGGUAAACGAGGAUCAACUCAAUUAAUUGGCAUUGGAUUAGGAAUUCUUGCUGUUGGAAUAUUGUUUUGGCCAAUUUCAUUUUUCGUUACACGAAUGCUUAUUCCAUUAAUGAUGCGACGAUCAAUUGCUAAAGAAUCAAAUAAAUAUUCUUUGCGAUCACCAAAACCAUGCAGUUGGCGAUUGAAUGCUGUUAGGUGGUGGGGUGGACGAUCUUCGCACGGUCGGAGAAGUGGACUCAUUUAUAGCAUAUUGAUUGAUAUUGGGAAUUCGACAGUUCCUCAAUAA
Messenger RNA from Adineta steineri, 546 nucleotides. Lineage: Eukaryota; Metazoa; Rotifera; Eurotatoria; Adinetida; Adinetidae. The record is from the annotation of a GenBank genome assembly.